UAUGGAAUCUGCAUGGUUAAAUAGUUAGGCAAUACAUAAGCUUUGUUUUGCCCUAACCCUAACUAGAGAGCUAGCAAAUUAAUUAGCCAUGGCUGCUCCUCCAUUUAACCCGGUACCAAUAGCAUACCAAGGAGGAUCAGCAGCGGUUCCCGAAUGGCUAAACAAAGGAGACAACGCGUGGCAAAUGAUCUCGGCCACCCUGGUCGGCCUCCAGAGCGUACCGGGGCUCGUCAUUCUCUACGGAAGUAUCGUAAAAAAGAAAUGGGCAGUCAAUUCCGCUUUCAUGGCCUUAUACGCGUUCGCUGCAGUUGUCAUUUGUUGGGUGACUUGGGCGUAUAAGAUGUCGUUCGGCGACGAGCUUUUACCGUUUUGGGGGAAAGCCGGACCUGCCUUGGGGCAGAAGUUUCUGAUAAAACAGGCUGCAUUGCCUGCAACUACACAUUAUUUUAAAAAUGGAGAAGUGGAGACCGCCAUGGCCGAACCGUUCUAUCCGAUGGCUACGAUGGUUUGGUUUCAAUGCGUGUUUGCUGCCAUAACGUUGAUUUUGCUUGCGGGAUCGGUACUUGGGAGGAUGAAUAUAAAGGCGUGGAUGGCUUUUGUGCCGCUUUGGCUGACGUUUUCGUAUACGGUGGGGGCGUUUAGCUUGUGGGGCGGAGGGUUUUUGUUUCAUUGGGGUGUUAUGGAUUAUUCCGGUGGCUAUGUUAUUCAUCUUUCUUCUGGUAUUGCUGGCUUGACUACUGCUUUUUGGGUGGGUCCAAGAUCAAAAAAGGACAGGGAGAGAUUUCCACCAAAUAAUGUACUAUUAGUGCUAGCAGGAGCAGGAUUAAUAUGGAUGGGAUGGGCAGGAUUCAACGGUGGAGAUCCAUACAGUGCCAACGUGGACUCUUCCAUGGCCGUCCUGAACACAAACAUAUGUGCAGCUACAAGCCUUCUGGUUUGGACUUUGCUUGAUGUCAUUUUCUUCGACAAACCUUCUGUUAUUGGCGCUGUUCAAGGCAUGAUCACCGGCCUUGUUUGCAUCACUCCUGCUGCUGGUAUUGUUCAAGGAUGGGCAGCAAUAGUAAUGGGGAUCCUAUCAGGAAGUGUUCCAUGGUUCACAAUGAUGAUUAUACAUAAAAGAUGGACACUCCUCCAAAAGAUUGACGACACUCUUGGCGUCUUUCAUACACAUGCCGUAGCUGGCCUCCUAGGCGGCGUUUUAACGGGUAUUUUUGCUGAACCCGAAUUAUGCGCUCUCUUUUUACCUGUCACCAACUCUAGAGGAGCCAUCUACGGCGGAUCUGGAGGAAUGCAAGUUCUGAAACAAUUAGUCGGUGGUGCAUUCGUCAUUGGAUGGAACGUUGUUGUUACGUCAAUUAUUUGUGUGGUGAUCAACUUGGUGAUCCCGCUGCGUAUGCCGGAGGAGCAUCUACUGAUAGGGGACGACGCUGUGCAUGGUGAAGAGGCAUAUGCGUUAUGGGGUGAUGGAGAAAAAUAUGACUCGAGUAAGCACGGGUUUUACUCAGACGACACCACGCACCAUAAGACACCAAUUGUUGCAGCUCAAGCUGUCUAGUUAAUUUAGAAUUAGAAAGAUUCAGUUCACCACGUAAAAUUAAAUUUUUUUACCAUAUGAAGUAAUUGGUUAAAGUCUCGAAUCAAUUUUUAGAUAAUUACAUUUAAGUGAUAGGUAAUUUUAAUUAAAAUGUGUCAUGCGUCACACUACUAAAAAUGAAGUUAAAAUUUUACGUGGUAAACCGGAUUUAACUAAGAAAUUUAUUUAGAAUAAAUUGUUAUUAGGAAUUAUAUUUGUUAGGUUUUCAUGUUUGUCAGCAACUUUUUGUUACUCGUGUUUUGUGUUGUAAGUGUAAAUUGCAUUUGCUAGGACAAGUUAAUGUAUUGUAGAGUACUUAUGUGCAAAGUAAGCUUUAUGUUCUUGCUAAAAACAUUCUUUCCUGCUAUUCUUUGUUUUCCUCGAACG
Mercurialis annua (annual mercury) is the source of this 1960-nucleotide messenger RNA. Its product is annotated as ammonium transporter 3 member 1-like. Lineage: Eukaryota; Viridiplantae; Streptophyta; Magnoliopsida; Malpighiales; Euphorbiaceae. Bases 89 to 1555 code for a protein of 488 amino acids. Gene Ontology annotation, cellular component: plasma membrane. Gene Ontology annotation, molecular function: ammonium channel activity. Gene Ontology annotation, biological process: ammonium transmembrane transport. The record is from RefSeq and is a predicted model, not a curated record. The transcript is spliced from 3 exons.